AUGUCUGGUGUAAAGUCUCGGCUGUCUGGCCUACUGGGCCACUUCAGCUCAGAAGCUUCGACACCUGCACCAUUCGAGCACCGCAUCAAUCGCCAUUCGCUCUCGCCGACUUUCUUCCUACCUCGUGCCGCGGCCAUUGAGCCCGAGGCCGAGGCAAUCUACCAUAUCACAGCCAAUGGCAAGGUUCUACACAGGACCUACCGCGAGACUGCUGAUCGUGCGAGGGGCUUGGCGUUCUACCUGAAGAAACAUGGGUUCAAGAGAGUUGGAAUCCUCUGUCCCAACACCCCGGCAUUCCUUGAGUCUAUCUUUGGGAUUGCCGCUGCUGGGGCUGUUAACGUCGCUGUCAACUACCGUCUCAAGAAAGAAGAUAUCGCCUAUAUUUUCGAGCAUGGAGAUGCAGAGGUCAUUAUUGUUGACGAGGAGUUUGUGCCACUUUUGGAGACAUAUCGCUCGCAGCACCCUGAUGUCCCCCUCAUUGUAGACACUGAUACGGAUGCUACUGAGGGUCAAUUGACGGGUCCCUUCGACGAAGCUGUUUUGCAAGGUCUGAAGUAUGACUUGGAUACUGGUGCUCAGGGCUGGGAGGGCCUCGAGAGUCAAGCUGCUGAUGAAGAGUCCGUCAUUGCACUGGCGUACACUAGCGGAACGACAGCUAAGCCCAAGGGUGUCGAGUUUACUCAUAGGGGUUGCUACCUGGCAUCUUUGGCGAAUGUUAUUGAAUCGGGGCUAAACUACCACCGUGGACGGGCUCGUUAUCUUUGGACACUACCUAUGUUCCAUGCUAUGGGAUGGACAUUCCCAUGGGCAGUAACGGCAGUCCGCGGCACCCAUUAUUGUCUCAGGAAGAUAGACUAUCCUGAGAUCUGGAGAUUGCUGAAAGAAGAGCAUAUCACGCAUUUCAACGCCGCCCCAACUGUGAACACAUUACUUUGCAACGCGAAAGAAGCAGAGAAACUGCCCCAACCUGUUCGGGUGACGGUAGCAGCGAGCCCUCCUACGGCUCAUCUCUUUGAACAAAUGUCAGAUCUGAACUUGCAUCCUGUGCAUGUUUACGGUAUGACCGAGACGUAUGGCCCUAUCACCAAGGGUUACUUUUUACCUCAAUGGGAUACCCUUCCUCUCAAGGAAAAGUAUCAGAAGAUGGCCCGGCAAGGCCAUGGCUUUAUUUCUAGCCUCCCUGCGCGAGUUAUUAAGACAGAGGUGCCUGACGAUACUAUCACUGAUGUCCGCCAAGAUGGCCAAGAGAUCGGUGAGAUCGUCUUUAUUGGCAAUAUCUGCGCUCGUGGGUACUACAAGGAUCCUGAGGCAACUCGGAAGCUCUUUGCAGGGGGUGUUCUGCACUCCGGCGAUUUGGCUGUCUGGCAUCCUGAUGGUGCGAUCCAAAUCCUUGAUCGUGCCAAGGAUAUUAUCAUUAGCGGUGGUGAGAACAUAUCAUCAGUUGCACUUGAGUCCAUGUUGGUCACGCAUCCCGACAUUCUAGAGGCAGGAGUUGUCUCGGUGCCUGAUACUCAUUGGGGCGAACGACCCAAGGCUUUUGUCACGGUGAAGCAAGGCAAGUUACUGGAAGGCCCAGAAGUGAUCACCUGGGCUCGGAAUGUCAGCGGCAUCAGCAAGUUCAUGAUCCCUCGAGAGGUGGAAGUGGUAGCGGAACUUCCCAAGACCAGUACUGGUAAGAUUCGGAAGAACAUCCUGCGAGACUGGGUAAAGGGACAGGUUUCAAACUAG
Messenger RNA from Penicillium canescens, 1728 nucleotides. Its product is annotated as putative AMP-binding domain protein. NCBI's taxonomy places the organism in Eukaryota, Fungi, Ascomycota, Eurotiomycetes, Eurotiales, Aspergillaceae. The transcript is spliced from 5 exons. The record is from RefSeq and is a predicted model, not a curated record. The coding region runs from base 1 to 1728 and encodes 575 amino acids.